UUCUCUAUACUGUUAGAAACCAAAUGAAGUCGUCAGCCUUUUGCCUUCAACAUCGGAAAGUGAUAUUAUUUUUUUGAUAUAUGAAGCUAUUGAUGUUAAUUUCAAAAAAAUUGGUAGAAUAUUUCAGCUAUAUAGUUCAUUGAAAAUUAUUCAAAUGACAAGCAUUGUGAACAGGUCAUAUCAGAGCGAGAUAAUUUCGGAAUACGAAGUCCACAAGCCUUUGUACAAUACAGACAUCUGCUUAUUGCUGAUCCUCUGUACUAUUCCUGUUUGUGGUGCAGGAGAAAUUAUCAUCGGAAAAACUGGCGCAAGAACAGCUCCGAACCUCUCCGGUGUUUUAUACGCAACUGUUACAAAACUACCAUGGAAAAUUCCACUACAAUAAUGUUUAUUCUACAAAGACUGAAUGAGACGAUGUCUACCAAACACACAUACUUUGCUGUCACUUUACUUGUUUACCUUUUUAUUAUUUUCGUGAACUUGACUUUGAUCGUGACAAUUAUUUUGGAAAGAACACUCCAUGAGCCCAUGUUUAUUUUUCUGUGUAGCUUGUGUGUAAAUGGGAUAUUAGGUGCCUGUACAUUUUAUCCUAAAAUACUUGUGGACCUUUCAUCUGAUUUGAGUGUUACUUCGUAUAAAGCUUGUCUGAGUCAAAUUUUUGUAUUAUACACCUAUACCUCCUGCGAAUUGACGACGUUGGCAAUGAUGGCUUAUGACAGGUAUAUCGCGAUAUGCAAGCCGCUCAGUUACCACUCCAUCGUCACGCCUCGGAAGGUGAUGAAAUUGCUGCUUUUUACCUGGCUUUUUUCCAUCUGUGAAUCAGCUUUUGCGGUGGUCCUGAUAGCCAGACUACCUCUUUGUGGAUUCAACAUCGACAGGAUUUAUUGUACAGGUUGGCCAGUGGUAAAGCUGUCAUGUGUGGAUACCACGAUCAGCAACGUGUACGGGUCCAUUCUCGCGGUUUUUCACGUUGCACAGGUUGUGCUGAUCUUGAUUUCUUAUGUUGAUAUCAUCAAAGCCUCUGUGCGAUCCCAGGAAGAACGGAAUAAGUUCAUGCAGACGUGUUUGCCCCAUUUAAUCUCAUUAACCAACUUCACAGUCUCCGUCUUUUUUGACCUCAUGUACGCUCGCUAUGGUCCCCCCAAUCGUCUGCUGGCUUUCCGCAAUUUCAUGUCCGUGGAGUACCUCGUUGUUCCACCAAUCCUGAAUCCCCUCAUUUAUGGCCUGAAACUGAACCAGAUCCGCCGGAGAAUAUUUAGGAUUUGCAGCCAGAAAAGUCGUACUUUAAAGUGAAUGUCUCUACUUUGUCCAGGGUGGAAAAAUAAUAUCCCGUCUACAAAUGUUUUCAUAAAAAUGACAACAGGAUAAAAGGAAUAUCUCUAAACACGUGAACAAAAUGACUCUAAGAUGCAGCACAGUUUUAGAUAUUCCCGGUAGUAAUAUAGGCCCUUCUUGGUCUAGUGGCUUAGUCUGGCUUACAUUAUGUUUUCGUUAUACGCAAAACUUUGUGGGUCAUGGGUUGUGUUCCCUUGCCUUGCUUUGCCUUGCCUUGUGUGUAAAAUCACUGUCAUUACGGCACAUUCGGAGUUGGAAAACCCAGACAAAUGCAAACUGGAAUGAGUCUCGUUUUUCCCUGUGUUUAGACUCAUUUCAGUUAGAAUCCUUUUGUUCAAAUCCACUCA
Messenger RNA from Anguilla anguilla (European eel), 1682 nucleotides. RefSeq names its product olfactory receptor 4S1-like. The coding region runs from base 364 to 1293 and encodes 309 amino acids. The record is from RefSeq and is a predicted model, not a curated record. Gene Ontology annotation, cellular component: membrane. The transcript has a single exon. Gene Ontology annotation, molecular function: G protein-coupled receptor activity; olfactory receptor activity. Gene Ontology annotation, biological process: G protein-coupled receptor signaling pathway. NCBI's taxonomy places the organism in Eukaryota, Metazoa, Chordata, Actinopteri, Anguilliformes, Anguillidae.